Hypomesus transpacificus is the source of this 3046-nucleotide messenger RNA. It is a transcript of the gene mindy1, whose product is annotated as MINDY lysine 48 deubiquitinase 1. The coding region runs from base 794 to 2545 and encodes 583 amino acids. The transcript is spliced from 11 exons. The record is from RefSeq and is a predicted model, not a curated record. Gene Ontology annotation, cellular component: cytosol; cell periphery. Gene Ontology annotation, biological process: protein K48-linked deubiquitination. Gene Ontology annotation, molecular function: cysteine-type deubiquitinase activity; cysteine-type carboxypeptidase activity; K48-linked deubiquitinase activity. NCBI's taxonomy places the organism in Eukaryota, Metazoa, Chordata, Actinopteri, Osmeriformes, Osmeridae.
GGAGUACACGCAUUUGAUGUUACGAACGAGGAAUGUAAAUAGCAUGGUCAUCUGUCUGUCAGCAAAGCUUGAAAACGUGGACUAGUUAGUCCGAUCCUUUUUUUUUUUUUUGCGUAUGCUAUUCUUGAUGAACCUAGCUAACAGCAAGGCGAAUUUUCAAACAAGUGGGUAAUUUGCGGUGUCGCUAGUGGCUUUAUGGUCUGUUAUCACCGAUUAUGGUCACGCCUGAAAAGUACGUUCUUGUUAGUUAGCUCUCACCUUCGGACAAAGCAGAAUUCAGGCUAACAGUUCACCACUGAGCAACUUGCUGAAAUCCUACCUAGUCAUCACUGUCACGAAGUAAAAACCAAGGGAGGAGGAGUCUGACUAACCACCACUGUACGGUGACCUUGAAUCUUGUGUCUCUCUGUCAAAAAGAGAGCUCUGGCACCUGGGAUCCCAAACUUGACUUGAGAGCAAAUGGGCCUUUGUAUUAGGUCCUUUGUACAAGCCUCUGUCUAAUGUGACUCCCAGAAGUGGCGAAAGUCAAGUCACCCCCCGCCCUGCCCUCGCUCUGCCAAACAAGGGAGCUCCUCAGGAAUGCAGCAGUGACAGAAACAGCGCUCCCUCAAGGUAAAAACCCUGUCCGACACUGCCAGGUCACCUCCCAAACGCCACUAAUCUCGUGUAAAGGGCUCUGAGAGACGUUUAGUUUGUGUGUUUUUGCAGCUUUUUAUUCGCUCUCAGAGGGUAGUCUUUGAAGCCGACUUGGCCUUAAUUUUUAAUCUCUGGACAACUAAGUGCUACGGACAGGAUGUCAGACGCCAGCAAUGAUAGAGUGGGUGGGGAGUUACUGAGCGUGUGCAAAGAGGACCUUCAACUGCCAUCCACCCAGGCCAAAGACGGAAGCCUUCAACCAGCAGUCUCCACGGCGACGGAAGACUCCACCUCCUUGGUGGAUCUCCCGGGUUACGAAAACCCAGUCAAACUGCCCCCGGCCUCUAAAACCCCUCUGGUGGAGGCGGAGGGCCUAGGUAAACCUAGGGAAACUACAACUCCAGCCCAGGAAACUACAACUCCCACUCCAGCCAAGGAAACAACAACUCCCGUGUCUGAAAACGGUGCACCCCAGGAGGAAGAGAGGAAGGGGGUGGAGGAGGAGGAGCGCUCCCAGUCCCAGACCACGCUUGGGGGCUCACAGGACCUGGGCCCGUCCUCCGACUCCGCCUCCUUCUCCAUCCCUAGCCUGGAGCUCUCGGACAUCACCCCUGGGAACUCCCUGGACGAACCCCUGUCCUCCUCCUACUCAGCCCUGGGCGUGGAGGGGCGCUCCCCCUCCGCAGACGCUCCCUGCCUGGGGGAGGAAGAAGCCCCGGCGGGGGCAGGACCUGGGUUCACCUCCGCCCCUGCAGUUCCCCCACCGGCCACAGGGGGUGCCACAGCUGCCCUGGAGCCCGAGCCUGCUGCGCCUGCCUACUAUUUUGUGAAGUGGAUCACGUGGAAGGAGAAGAAGACGCCCAUCAUCACGCAGAGCGAGAACGGGCCCUGCCCCCUGCUGGCCAUCAUGAAUACCCUGUUCCUCAGGUGGAAGGCAAAGCUGCCUGCCCAGACAGAAGUAAUCACCACAGAGGACCUGAUGGCCCACCUAGGAGAAUGUGUGUUAUCUGUCAAGCCCAGAGAGAAGGCAGAAGGCAUGGAGCUGAACUUCCAGCAGAACAUGAGUGAUGCCAUGGCAGUCCUUCCCAAACUGUCUACAGGUCUGGAUGUCAACGUGCGUUUCACGGGCGUUACUGACUUCGAGUAUACCCCAGAAUGCAUUGUGUUUGACUUGCUCAACAUCCCGCUGUACCACGGCUGGCUGGUUGACCCACAGAGUCCAGAGAUAGUGUCAGCUGUGGGGAAGCUGAGCUAUAACCAGCUGGUGGAGAAGAUCAUCGACUACAAACACUCAACAGACAGUAACCGCGUCAGUGAAGGCCUGGUGUCGGAGCAGUUCCUGGAGUCCACGGCCACCCAGCUGUCGUACCACGGUCUGUGUGAGCUCAACGCCACCGCCUCCGAGGGAGAGAUCUCCGUCUUCUUCAGGAACAACCACUUCAGCACCAUGAUCAAGCACAAGGGUCACCUGUACCUGCUGGUGACGGACCAGGGCUUCCUGCAGGAGGAGGGGCUGGUGUGGGAGAGCCUCCACAACGUGGAGGGGGACGGGAACUUCUGCGACUCCGACUUCCGCCUCUGCCACCCGCCCCAGCGGCCCCUGGCCCCGCCCGUCUCCCUGCCCAGCCCGCAGCAGCAGCAGAGGCAGAUAGACCAGGACUACCUGGUAGCCAUGUCUCUCCAGCAGGCCCAGGGAGAGGCCCCGGGGCCCCUCAGUGACCUGGAGCUAGCUCGCCAGCUGCAGGAGGAGGAGUACCAACAGCAGCAGCAGCAGCAGCAACAACAACAGCAGCAGCAGCAACAACAGGGCCCCUCCCAGCCCCACACACAGCAGGUCAGAGGUCAAGCUUCGGGUCAACAGGGAGGAUCGAGAAGACGAGAGAAGGACUCGGACUGUGUCAUACUAUAGACCUCCUCACCCCUCAUCCUCACCCCUCCCUCCUCACCCCCUCCGCCUCUCCCUGCUCCCCACUGCCCCCUCCUGUCCAGCCCCACCCAGGCAUGCUCAGUCCUGUCCUUUCCUGCCCAGCAACCAGUCUGUAACCAGGCCGUCUGCCACCAGUUCGUCUGUUACCAGGCAGUCAGUCUGUCACUAUGCAGUCAGUCUGUAACCAGGCAGUCUGCCACCAGUUUGUCUGUUACCAGGCAGUCAGUCUGUCACUAUGCAGUCAGUCUGUAACCAGGUAGUCUGUGACCAGGCAGUUGGUAACCAGGCAGCCAGUAACCAGGCAGGCAGUCAGUCUGUCACCAGCCUAGCUGGAUGUACGUAAGGCUUCAGGAGACCUUGAGUGCUGGAGGUGUGAGGGAGCGACUGGGGGGAUGUGAGCCAGGAUGGCGGUGCUGGAGCCUGGAUCUGAUGUCACCCUCUCCUGGGGCCUGGAUGCCUCUCUGCUCACAAGCGUGCUACGAA